Messenger RNA from Entamoeba nuttalli P19, 3558 nucleotides. RefSeq lists its product as hypothetical. The transcript has a single exon. Gene Ontology annotation, cellular component: P-body; CCR4-NOT core complex. Gene Ontology annotation, biological process: nuclear-transcribed mRNA catabolic process, deadenylation-dependent decay. Lineage: Eukaryota; Evosea; Mastigamoebida; Endamoebidae. Gene Ontology annotation, molecular function: molecular adaptor activity. The coding region runs from base 1 to 3558 and encodes 1185 amino acids. The record is from RefSeq and is a predicted model, not a curated record.
AUGGAAGAUGCAUCUUCCAUUGAUGAUAUAAUUAAUUCUAUUGGAAUUCAGGAAUGUUCUAAAGUUCUUACUCAAAUGAAACCAACAUCAUUUGCACUUGAUAUUGCAUGUUUAUUAGUUAAAAAAGAUGGAUUUAUUUUAGACAAAUGGUUGAUUGAACAAAGAAAAUUAAGAGGAAAUAUUUUUGGUAAAGAAAUUAUUCAAUUCAUUAAAGACAAACAAUUAUUGGCUACUGGAGUUUCUCCAUUUAAAUUGGAUUUAGAAGUAGUGAAACAAUUAUUAGUUACUGCUUCUUCGUGUGGGUCUAGAAAAGAAGCAAAUGAAUUAGAACAACAAUUUUAUACUAAAACACCAAAGAAAGAGACAAUUCCAGGAAGAGCAAAUGAAAUUUUUGGAGAUUAUUUCAAAGGAAAUUAUACGGUAGAAGCAAUUGUUAAUGUAAUUAUUAAGAUGCGUGACAGUAAUGACACAUCGGAUAAUGAUUUAUUUGCUUUCUUUAUUAAAACAUUAUUUGAUGAGUUUAAAAGAAUUAGUGAUUUUCUUAAAGUUGAUGUUGUUGUUCAAUUUGGGAAUUUAUAUGGAGAAAUAAUUUCUAAGGGUGUACUAAAGAAUUGUGCUUUAAUUCAUAUUUUAAGAGUUAUUCUAUGGGCACUCAGAGAACCUAUUUCAAGUAAUUUCUUUACAUGUGGAUUAACUGCACUUAGUAGAUUCAAGAAUCGUUUACAUGAAUGGCCAACAUAUUGUUAUUUAUUAAAAGAACUUAAGAGUAUUGAAACUCAAGACCCUCAAUUAUAUAGAACUAUCUGUGAAAAUGCAAAUAGUAAAUUUGCAAUUGUAUUAGCUCUUAUUCAAAAAUUAUACCCUCGUGUUUAUCCUCAAAUAGUAUUAGACUCAAAAAGUGUUUCAGUUAUUAGGACUUUAUGUGGAUGUUUUGAGGAUAUAUCAUCUAUGAGUAUAGAACAAAUUAAGAAAGAAUCUGAAAAUGUGUUUAAUACUUUUAAGCCAGCACAAAUGACUGAAAUGAUUGAAACAUCAUUAUUUAUGGUUGCUAUUAUAAGAGAAUCAACACAAUCAAAAUGUAUUGAUACUAUACAAUCAUUUGGGUUUUCUUUGGAUAAACUAAAUUUAUUUACAGUUGAAAUGAUUAAUAUGUUAUUAAAACGAAGAGAAUAUGAUAAACAAACUGCUUCUUUAUUUGAAUCAUUAGGUUCAUUAUUAGGUCUUCUCACUAUUGGAAUGAAUAAACCAUUAAGGUCAAAUAAACUAGUUCCUAAAUCAUUAUUAACAGAUCAAUUAACAGUUGAAAAUUUUGAUGUUAUGUUAGAAUUUGUUGUUCACUUCUUAUUCUCUUCUAACAAAUCUGAUAUAUUUACUCCAAAUAAUCCUUGGAUUGUUCCAUUACUUCAAGUAGUAUGUGAAGUUUCUUUAUCUCCUGAACUUAUAACUCACCAUAGUUCGAUAGAAAAAUUACUUCAACUACUUCAUAUUUCUGCUAAAGAUUAUCUCGAAUGUCAUCCAUUACGUUCUUCUGCUGAAGACUCAAUUGAUAAACUACGUAAAUUUGCUAAAGAAAGAAACAAUGGGGAUGAAGGUAUUUUUUAUGAAUUUGUAGAAAAUAAACAAUUAAUUCCUGAAAAGACUCUUAAGCAAGUGUUAUUAUCAGAAAAGUCAUUAUGUUAUGUUAAAUCUCUUAAGUCUAUUCCUGAUAUUCAAUUGCCUGAGUAUUUGAUAUGUCCAUCUUUAUCUUUAGAUCAAUGGUAUAUUAUUAUUCUGUGUUUCCUUGAUUUUUCAUUACAAGAUAUAAGCAAAACAACUACUGUAAGUAUGAAUGCUAUUAUAACAACUGUUAUUCAAUUAGUUCAAAAAGAUUUUGCAAUGGAAACUGAUAUUAGUAAAAUCACAGAAGCUACGAAUCGUGUAUUUAACAUUGCUCAAAAAUUAUCACAAUAUACUUGUAGAAGUUGUUUAGAUACUAAACUUUGGAAAUAUAUUAUUCCUUAUGUUAAUAUUGCUAUUAAACAAAAAGAUAUUUCUAAACCUAUUGAACAAAUAAAAGAAAUUGUUAUGAAUAGUCUUCAACCCCAAAUAGAAAAGGCUGUUUCUAUUAAAUUAGAAGAACUUAAAAAAAGUGCUAAACGACAACUUGAACAAUUCAUUCUUCAAAUAACUCCUGAACGACAAGCUGCUAUAUCUAAUAAUAAUAAUAAGUUUGUUGCUAAAGGAUUUGAAUACCUGAAUGAUGCACCUCAAUUACCUCCUAAACUUCAAAUUGCAUAUGGUGGUGUUACUAAUUAUCAAAUGGAAACAUAUGCUAUAGGAGUGACAAAUGAAACAAAACAACAUUUAGAUGAUAAAUUAGUUAGUUUUGUUCAUCAACCACUUCGUCUUGAUACAAUUGAAAAAUACGUUCAAUUAUUAACACCUGAAUGUACAGAAAAAACUGUUAGUAAACUUAUUGUACAAUGUAUAAAUAAAGGAAGUAAAGAUUAUUGUAUUCGAACAAUGGAAAUUAUUGGAAUUAUUUUUAUUAAUAAUAAAAAGCAACCAAACCGUUGUAAUGAAUUACUUUCUGAAAUCUUUAAUGAGGUUUGUACUACCUUUGAAAAGAAUUAUAAUAUUUCUUCAUUUAACCCAGAGAUUUAUGCAACAAUACUUUCUUCAUUAAUAGAAAUGCUUAUUGAAAAAUCAUUAAAUAUCAUUGACACUGUCUUAUUAAUGAACCAUUUUAUGACUUUCUUCCAAAGAUUACAUCCAAACCAAUUCCCAAAAUUUACUUGUCAAUGGAUUGAACUAUUCUCUCAUAGAAGUUUAUUGCUCAGUCUUUCUAAACCUUCUGAAAAAAAGAAUAGAGUCUUGUUUAUGUACUUUGACUUAUUUAUGAAAUAUUUACAAUUUGUUCAACCAAUAUUAACUUUAAAAGUUUCUAUUAGUCAACAAAUAUACUCAGCAACACUCGUAUCAAUCCUUACAUUAAGAGAAUGUUUUCCAACAUUCUUAUCAUUUUUUGCUUUAUCAUUAGUAUCUGCUAUUCCUUACACUGCAGUAUCUCUAAGACUUCCAAUAUUAACUGUUGUUUCUCAUGACGAUAACUAUUCUGACCACUUUGAAACUAUUAUAAAAAAGAUUCCUCUUGAAAUACAAGAAGUGUUAAAUAAAGGUGAUGUUGCUUCAAUGAUACCAUUCAUCAAAACACCUUCAGCACUCCCUAUUGUUGUUGGACUAUUAACAAAAAAGUCACUAAACCUUUUAGAAGAUCUUUUAAAAUUAUGUUCAGAGUCUCAACAAAUAGAAAUUAUCAAUGCGGUUGUUGAUUUAAUGAGGCUUCAAACAGAAACAACUCAAAUGAUGAAAGACUUUAUUUCAAAAUUAAUUUCUUCGAAUAUUGAAAAUUUAAACGAAAUUAUAUUAAGGGUUUUAAUAGAACGCUCAUUUGGUGAAUAUCAUCAAGUUGGUGCUAUGAAAGCAUUAGAGUCAUUAGUUCAAACACACCCUCAGUUAAUCCAUUUGGCGAAACGUAAAUCAACUAUUGUAGCUCAAAAAUUAUCUGAACUUUGUUAA